AUGAAAUUACAAAGUACCCUGAUCGGCCAUCUGUUUCUGGGCUCAGCCAGUGCCCUGAUGGUACCGACUGAAGCCCACCUCGCCCUACGGAGAGACAACCAUAAUUCUUCGGCGCCAUCAAACCAGUCAUCCAUCCAAUGGGCAGAGUGUGAUUUGGAUUUUGGGGAGGCUGGCAACGCUGUUUUUGACGCUAUGGCGGAGAAAUUUCAGUGCGCCAAACUCGAGGUUCCAUUGGAUUACACCAGCCUCAGCUCGGGCGAAACCAUCCAGCUUCAAUUGAUUAAGGCCAGCGCAAACAAAGAACCCUACAUGGGGAGUAUGUUGUGGAACCCCGGCGGACCAGGAGGCUCUGGCGUCGAGUCGGUUGCUGCUCUGGGGCUCAAAUUGCGAGAAGGCACUGGCAAAACCAUUCCAUACGUCUGCAACGUGACAGCGGCUGAGACUUCCGUUACCCGACGUGAUUUUGAGACGCUCCCCAAGGGCGAUAUCUGGAACAGCAUCAAGACGGUAGACUGGGAAUCCUGGAAAGUCACAGCCGAUGCCUGCUUCAGAGACUAUGCCAAGUACGGCCGCUUCGUUGGUACGCCUUUCGUGGCUAGAGACAUGAUUUCGAUCGCCGACGCCCUCGGCCAAGGCCCUAAGGUGAACUACUGGGGCGUCUCAUACGGUACCGUUCUCGGGCAAGUCUUCGCCUCCAUGUUCCCUGAUCGCGUUGGACGUCUUGUCUUGGACAGCAACCUCAUCGCCGACGACUAUGCCGAUACCACGUGGAAAACCGGCCAAAGAGACACGGAGCGCGCUUUGCACCACCUCUUUGACGAGUGCGUCGAGGCCGGUCCUGAGGUCUGCGUACUGGCUAACUUCACCGGCGCUGAUACUACCGGGGACAGCCUGAUGAAGGCACUCGAAACCCUUCUCGAGGAGCAGAUCAACGACAAGAAUGACACCGCCAACGAGAAAGACGAUCUCGUGUCCCUCUUCAAGAUAUCCCUGUUGACAGAGCUAUACAAGCCGCUGCAAUACCCUCUAGCCGUCGCAAGAGUCCACGCCGCCUUGACAGGCAACUGGACCCGCGCCAUUGCCUCUGCAGUUAAUGCACUGCCGUCCGAAUGGAACGAAGGCGGCACCUUUGGCGUCUGGGGCAUCGCCUGCGCGGACUCGUCUUUCCGCGUUGAAAACGUCGAUGAUCUGUACUCCAUCUACCGGACCCAUUGGGAGGGCAGUUCUUUCGGCGACGCCAGCGCCAGACUGCGCAUGCCAUGCUCUCGCUGGCGAUUCGAUGCCGCUGAGAAAAUCGACCUCAACGCUUUGAGGAACGUCAGGACUAGCUUCCCAGCCCUCAUCAUCAAUGGGCACUGGGACCCAGUCACCCCUGAGAACACGGCGUGGGAGGUUUCUGCGCGGUUCCGAAAUAGUCGGGCUGUUAUUCAUCAUGGUGUUGGUCAUGGAUAUACCAACCACCCCUCGAGUUGCGUGGACAAUAUCGUUCGUGAAUAUUUCCAGAAUGGCAAGAUGCCUGAGAUCGGGACUACGUGCGAGCCCGAUAUGAGUGCAUUUGAAUACGUCGCUUCACAAGCAAAGAAGGCAGAAGAGAGUGAAUAG
Molecule: messenger RNA, 1602 nt
Organism: Colletotrichum fioriniae
Lineage: Eukaryota; Fungi; Ascomycota; Sordariomycetes; Glomerellales; Glomerellaceae
Source: RefSeq, a predicted model, not a curated record